This is a messenger RNA of Seriola dumerili (greater amberjack), 3067 nucleotides long. It is a transcript of the gene rbm5, whose product is annotated as RNA-binding protein 5-like. Gene Ontology annotation, cellular component: nucleus. Gene Ontology annotation, molecular function: RNA binding. The transcript is spliced from 25 exons. Gene Ontology annotation, biological process: mRNA splicing, via spliceosome. The record is from RefSeq and is a predicted model, not a curated record. The coding region runs from base 149 to 2698 and encodes 849 amino acids. NCBI's taxonomy places the organism in Eukaryota, Metazoa, Chordata, Actinopteri, Carangiformes, Carangidae.
CACUGUCGUAGUGUUGUGGAAAGUCCUUGAACGUGAGAUGAAUUUUCCUGCUCACAAUUCUACAAAUAUAAUUUUGAAAAACUAAUAGUGCGCAACAACAUUGUUAACAAACGACACUGAGGUCGUGUGAGUGCGAAGACAGUGAAAAAUGGGAGCUGAUAAAAGGAUUAGUCGGACAGAACGGAGUGGUAGAUAUGGCUCUGAACAGUCCCGCGAUGAAUCAGAAUGGCGCGACAGAAGAGACAGGGAUCAAGAGCGAGAUCACAACAUGCGUCGCUGGGGGGAAGAUAGACGUAGUGAUCGCUAUGAAGGAGGAGAUCGCCGAGGAUCCAGAGACAGUCCAGAGUACAGAGAAAGGAAACGACGCAACAGUGAUCGAUCAGAAGAUGGUUAUCACUCUGAUGGUGACUACCCAGAGCAGGAUUAUAGAAGGGAGCCUGGGGAGGAGAAGAAGAGUAAGACCAUCAUGCUCUGGGGUCUGUCUCCUCAUGUCACUGAGGAUGAUAUUCGUUUUGCCAUAGACCAACUGGAGGGACCCCAGCCAGUGGAUGUCAGGCUGAUGAAAAAGAAAACAGGUAUAAGCCGUGGUUUCGCCUUCGUGGACUUUUAUCACUUGCAAGAUGCUACCCGAUGGAUGGAGACCAAUCAGAAACGUCUGACCAUCCAAGGCAAAAGCGUGGACAUGCACUACAGUCAUCCCAGAAACAAGUAUGAAGACUGGCUCUGCAACACUUGUGGCCUGUACAAUUUCCGGAGGAGGCUGAAGUGCUUCAGGUGUGGAGCAGCCAAAGCUGAAAGUGAAACCAACAGUAAUACUGGAGUCUCUGAAACUCAACCCAGUGGAGACUUCUAUGGCGACACAAUCAUUCUGAGAAAUAUUGCUCCCCUGACCACCGUUGAAGCCAUCAUGACAGCCCUGGCUCCAUACGCUAAUCUUUCAUCGAACAACAUUCGCCUCAUCAAGGACAAGCAGACAGGCCAGAACAGAGGCUUUGCCUUUGUACAGCUGUCCUCUCCUCUGGAGGCCUCUCAGCUGCUAACCAUCUUACAGGGACUACAGCCUCCUCUAAAACUGGAUGGAAAAACAAUUGGGGUGGAUUAUGCUAAGAGUGCUAGAAAGGACCUUUUACUACCAGACGGGAAUCGUGUCAGUGCCUUCUCUGUGGCCAGCACAGCCAUCGCUGCAGCUCAGUGGUCUUCAAGUCAGAGCUCAGAGGGAAUGUCGGAGUACAGCUACUUGCAAGAAGGCUAUACUCCAAUGUCACAGGAGUACCAGACUUACUACCAGCAAGGAGCAGGAGCCAGCACCUCGCAGGGAAAUGGAAUUCUAGGAGCUGCCCCAGGUGUAAAGAUUGUUCCAUCUGCAGCUGGAGUAGUAAUCUCACAGAGUGCACAAGUCUACCAACCCCAUAUAAUUGCUCAGCCUGCUGUUCAGGCAUUGCCACUUGCUCAGCAACUGGAGGCAAAACCCCAGACAGGACAUCUCCCUGGCAUUGAGGCUUCGUCUGUGCCUGUUGCCCCUGUAGUUGCUGCCACUGUUACCGCUGCCAGUACAUUAAUAGCCUCUGGACAGACAGCUGACAACAGCAAUGCUGUUCCUGAUACAUCCACCUAUCAGUAUGAUGAGUCCUCUGGCUACUAUUAUGAUCCUCAAACUGGCCUCUACUAUGACCCAAACACACAUUAUUACUACAACUCUCAGACCCAGCAGUAUCUGUACUGGGACAGUGAGAAGCAGACAUAUGUACCUGCCUCAACUGACGCAAAUGCUGGACAAAAUGAUAACGCAGGCAAAGAACCAAAAGAAGGCAAGGAGAAAAAGGAAAAGCCCAAAAGCAAGACUGCUCAGCAGAUUGCUAAAGACAUGGAACGGUGGGCUAAAAGUCUCAACAAGCAGAAAGAGAACUUUAAGAGUAGCUUUCAGCCUAUUAGUCAAGAAGAGAGGAAGGAGGCAGCAGCUGCUGAUGCUGGCUUCACACUGUUUGAAAAGAAGCAGGCAGGAGCUCUAGACAGACUAAUGCCAGAGAUGCCAAGGGCCCCUGAGGAGGAGCCACCAACCAGCUCUGUCAACACUUCAAAGUGUGGCCUUGUGGCAGCCUACAGUGGAGACAGUGACCCUGAGGAGGGGCUAGCAGAGGUUGAUGGAAGUGACGGAGGCCAGGACAAGCUGACAGACUGGAAAAAGUUGGCCUGCUUGUUGUGUAGGAGACAGUUUCCCAAUAAAGAGAGUCUUAUUCGACAUCAGCAACUCUCUGACCUCCACAAGAAAAACCUGGAGGUUCUACGCAGAUCCCAAAUGACGGAAGCAGAGCUGGAAGAGUUGGAGAGGAAAGAGACUGAGAUGAAAUAUAGAGACAGAGCAGCUGAGAGGAGAGAAAAAUAUGGCAUCCCUGAACCCCCAGCGCCCAAAAAGAAGAAAUUUAGCCAACCAGCACCAGUCAUUAACUAUGAGCAGCCCACUAAGGACGGCCUUAACAGUGACAAUAUUGGGAACAAAAUGCUGCAGGCCAUGGGCUGGAAGGAGGGGAAAGGACUUGGUCGCAACCAACAGGGCAUCACCACACCCAUUGAGGCACAGAUGAGAACAAAAGGAGCUGGACUUGGCACUAAAGGCACCAACUACACCCUCUCUGCUUCAGACACGUACAAAGACGCAGUCCGCAAAGCCAUGUUUGCUCGUUUCACUGAAUUGGAAUGAGACAUUAGUCUCAAGCUCAAAUGAUUGAUCAUCAUGGCCUGCAGAUGAUUUGCUCCAAGGUUUCUGCGUAAAUAAGGAUGGAAGAAUUGGCAUGGAAGCAAAAGAUAGGUCUUUCUUCAAUGAUUUCACUCCAUAUAUGAUCUAUGCCUCUUGCCAUAAACCAGACCAUAGAAAUAAUUUGUAAUGGAGGCAUAUCAAGAGAGUGAAUGACAUAAUUUAUGAGUUGUACAUAUGCACAGUAAAUUUACUUCCCUAGGUUACAGAUUUCUUUUGUAUUUCUUCUGUCGUAAUGCCUUUUUUUGUCACAGCAUGUUAAAAAGAUUGUACAGUUUAUACAAAUUCUUUUGUUUGUACAUGAAAUAAAUUACA